This is a messenger RNA of Colias croceus (clouded yellow), 1256 nucleotides long. It is a transcript of the gene wal, whose product is annotated as electron transfer flavoprotein subunit alpha, mitochondrial. The record is from RefSeq and is a predicted model, not a curated record. Lineage: Eukaryota; Metazoa; Arthropoda; Insecta; Lepidoptera; Pieridae. Gene Ontology annotation, molecular function: flavin adenine dinucleotide binding; electron transfer activity. The coding region runs from base 117 to 1109 and encodes 330 amino acids. Gene Ontology annotation, cellular component: mitochondrion. The transcript is spliced from 7 exons.
CGUCACUAAAGUGGUGAUUUAGGAUUUUGAUUGGACUUUGACUUUUAUUUUGUAACCUUUUGUAGAGUUCCAUGUAAAUAACAUUUUACGUUUUAUAAAGCAAAUUAAGCACAAAAAUGUUUUCGCCACUCAGCAGGCAAUUAUUGUUUUAUACUCAGCUUCGUCGUCUGCAAAGUACUUUAGUGUUAGCUGAGCAUAACAAUGAAGCCCUAUUGCCAGCCACUCAAAAUGCCAUAAGUGCUGCAAAAAAAAUAGGUGGUGAAAUCUCUGUUCUGGUUGUUGGUACAAAGUGUGGUCCAGCAGCUGAAGCUGUUGCAAAAGCAAAUGGUAUAUCCAAAGUGCUUGUGGCUGAGAGUGAUGCAUUUAAAGGGUUCACUGCAGAGUCCUUGACCCCCUUAAUAUUGGCAACACAGAAACAGUUCAAUUUUACACAUAUCUUGGCACCAGCCACCGCUUUUGGUAAGGCUGUGUUGCCCAGGGUUGCCGCAAAGUUGGAUGUGUCGCCAAUUACUGAUAUUAUUGGUGUUAAAGAUGCAAAUACAUUCAUAAGAACUAUUUAUGCAGGAAAUGCAGUACUAACAUUGGAAGCAAAAGACAAAAUCAAAGUGAUCACCGUUAGAGGUACAGCUUUCGCUCCCGAGCCCCUGGAGGGUGGAUCGGCUGCCGUGGAGAAGGCAUCAGAGGGCGAUUACAAGAGUGAUUUAGUGGAGUUUGUCUCGCAAGAGCUUACUAAGUCCGAUAGGCCAGAACUCACCAGCGCUAAGAAUAUUGUUUCUGGUGGUCGCGGUCUCAAGUCCGGCGACAACUUCAAGCUGUUGUACGAUCUAGCUGACAAGCUGAACGCGGCCGUUGGUGCCAGCCGUGCUGCAGUGGACGCGGGCUUUGUGCCCAACGACCUGCAGAUCGGACAGACUGGCAAGAUUGUUGCCCCUAACCUAUACAUCGCGGUCGGCAUUAGUGGCGCCAUCCAACAUUUGGCCGGUAUGAAGGACUCCAAGACGAUCGUCGCUAUCAACAAAGACCCUGAAGCGCCUAUUUUCCAGGUAUCGGACAUUGGCCUGGUAGCAGAUCUAUUUAAAGCAGUGCCAGAACUGACAUCAAAGUUGUGAAUAUCUGCCAAGUUUUAGUUAGCAAUUCCUAAUCAGAAUACCUAUACAAUAUACUACAUCCCUUGAGAUUUUUGAUACCCGUAUACUUGUUACAUCCACAAUCAUGUAUUUUACGAAGAAAAUGUUAAUAAAAUUAAUUUUAUAAUA